CCAAAAAAUUCAAUUCUGGGUCGCCUCUGGUGCAAGGCCCUGAUAGGCCUAACGGUCAUCUUUAUCGCUGCUGAUGUUGAAGUCAUAUUACACGUCGAGAUCGACUACCUAGACUAUCAUUUGGAGCACCAAACUCUAGCCGUGCAAGUUACUAGGAAGGAGAGCGCUAGGUUAAAAAGGUUUGAGAAAGGCUAUUUAGACGUGAGGGAAAAGUUGGGUGUGCCCGUAUUGGAUCCUACGAUGGCGAGCCUUAUGCUUUUAGCAAGGGCGGAUGGCUACGAGG
Acaulospora colombiana is the source of this 283-nucleotide messenger RNA. Lineage: Eukaryota; Fungi; Glomeromycota; Glomeromycetes; Diversisporales; Acaulosporaceae. The record is from the annotation of a GenBank genome assembly.